Nasonia vitripennis (jewel wasp) is the source of this 1185-nucleotide messenger RNA. RefSeq names its product polyglutamine-binding protein 1 (gene PQBP1). The coding region runs from base 139 to 1092 and encodes 317 amino acids. NCBI's taxonomy places the organism in Eukaryota, Metazoa, Arthropoda, Insecta, Hymenoptera, Pteromalidae. The record is from RefSeq and is a predicted model, not a curated record. The transcript has 5 exons. Gene Ontology annotation, molecular function: protein binding.
AAGCGACAAACAUAACCUCGAAUACGGAAUAGCACUCAAAAAAAGUGUUUAUAGUUAGCGCAGCCUCGUUAUUUAGGUGAAUUUUUUUAUAAAAUCAAUAAAAAAUUUAGUGUGACAAGUUUUUAGCUUAAUAGGAAAAUGCCUCUGCCAGCAGCACUAGCAGCACGACUCGCAAAGAGAGGAUUAUUGAAUAGUAAUAACAACAAAGCAGAUCCUAGUAAAAAAGAACCUAAGAAAAAGGUACACGAAGAAGUUAUAGCUGAGGAUUAUGACACGUCCAAAGAAGAAAUCAGUCAGAUUGAUAUUGCACAAAAAUUCAUGGGCUACAGCGGAUGUCCAAACAAAUACAAUAUAUACCACGAGUGUACGAGAAAGUGCAAAGAGCUGUGGGGCAAAGGACACAUACAGCCAUCGGAAAGGUACUUAAAGCGACAGAUGAAACUUGUUCAAAAGUACCCUCUACCCGAGACCUGGAAAGCUAUUUAUGAUCCUGGAACUGGAAGGCACUACUACUGGGACUGGUCAUCAGAUCUAGUUGCCUGGUUACCUCCAAGUCAUCCACGUUGUCAGAUUUCGCAGCCAGCCUCUCAGCUCCGUGAGGAACUACACUUGAAAGAAGCAGAGCAGGAUGACAACAUGUCAAGCGAUGAAAGUGGCAGCGAUCAAGAACCAGCAGAGGUGGACGAUCAAGAGGCAAAGAAAAAACGAGAUGACGUUCCACAAAAGGAAGCUCGAGAUAAAGACAGCAGUAAUCGUGACAAAGAGAGCGUUCGGGAGAGGUACAAAGGUGGUGAUUCGAGAAGGUACCAGAAACCGGACAAAAACAAAGACAGCAACAAGAAAGAUCGAACCUUGGAUCCGAUGGACCCGGCCGCGUACAGCGACAUACCGAGGGGCAAGUGGUCGGACGGUUUAGCAAAACAGAACGAGGCCAAGACUGGUGCAGAUACAACAGCCGCCGGUCCGCUGUACCAGAUGAGGCCAUACCCCAGCCCUGGAGCAGUUCUCAGGUCUAACAAGACCAGCAAACCCGAACCGGAGAGCGGCGCUGGCAAAUCCAAGGCCGUCUCGUUCCCGGAGGAGCCAGAGUAGUUAAAACUUCGAAUCAAUGAACUUUCUUAAUCAUUAAUAGUAUUUUAUAUAGUUAUAUAAAUAAUACAAUAAAACUAGAUUUAAUUACACGAA